AUGCUUGCAAUAUACGAACUCUCUCAAGUUAUGCCAGAAACCAAUGUUGAUGUUGUGGGAUCUACAAAACAGCGUGCUCCUUUCUUGGAUCCAAAGACCAUGUAUGGAGCACCAUACCUCAUUGCUGUGGUUAUUCUGAAAGUCACCAGUAAUUUGAUUACGAUGCGCCUGUCAUUGAGACCAUUCAUUAAAACUCCACUCCCAACCACUUCAGGCGCCUUCUACCGCUGCCCUGUCGAUUCCUCCAUCCACUGCCUGUCGAAGGAACUGAAUGCCGGAGCUUCAACCUCCAACUGGACCGACGACCCGAAUAAGAAGGCCCGAAGGCCCUACACCAUUACCAAGUCGUGGGAGAGCUGGACUGAUCCCGACCACGACAAGUUCCUUGAAGCCCUCCAGCUGUGA
This is a messenger RNA of Fraxinus pennsylvanica, 405 nucleotides long. The record is from the annotation of a GenBank genome assembly. NCBI's taxonomy places the organism in Eukaryota, Viridiplantae, Streptophyta, Magnoliopsida, Lamiales, Oleaceae.